AUGGCCAUGGCCUGGCGGUGGGUGUGGCUGCUAUUGUCUCAGGGCCAAGGCCAAGACUGUGAUGAGGUGUUCGGCGAUGUCUUCGAGGUGUCCUUGCUACAAACAGCACAGCACUUGAGCCGUGUGCGAACUGUGAAGCCACAGCCGGAAGAGGAGACUGCCUGCAGCGGCUCCUUCCGGGUCUGCAGCGAUGCAGAGCGCCACGUUUGUGCAUACAUCCCGGGAUGCAGCUGGCAUCGUGAGAGCGCGUAUGGAGGCUGGUGCCUUGAAGCCGGGCCUGCUGGGGCAAAAGGGGCAAAGGGGGCAAAGGGGGCCUGUGCGGCGAUGGAUGGUACCCGAUGUGCCGCCAAGCCCGGCUGCCGCUGGGAGCGCAGCGAAGCGGAGGGUUUCUGUCGCGGGGAUGGAACCCGCUACCAGAACCCAGGCUGCAGCUUCACGAGCGAUGUUGAGGCCUGUAUGUCGAUGCCGGGCUGCAAUUGGAGAGGGCGCAGCUCCUACGGCGGCUGGUGCUCCGGAUCUGGCGACGGCGAAGGCUGCCCCAUUAGCAAUUUCGCUGGCCCACAAGGAUGGCAACAUGCGGCGCACCUUGCGGCACGGCACGCGGGCGCGGCUGUGCCAGCUGUCCUUGCCUGCCAGUACCUGGACAGACACUUCUUGUCCUGCGAGGAGGGCUCUCAGGGCAGCUCCGGCGGCUCCAGCAUCAUCCGUUUCCGGGUGGACGUCGACCGACCCGGCCUCCUCAGCGAGGCCACGGAGGUCUUGAAGAAGCAGCAGGUGAACAUCCGCGAUGCCCGCAUCUCCACUGAGGAGGGCUCGAAGCGGGCGACGCACAUCUACUUCGUCGAAGAGAGCGGGGAGCGGAAAGACAGAAGAGGAGGCCUCUCCGAGGAGCGCCUCGCAGAGGUCCGGGCGGCCUUGACGCAGCUGGCCUCCGGGUCCUGCGAAGCCGAGCCUUGGCCAAUCUUCUCUUCGGAAGAGGUCUCCAAGCACCAGACGCCUUCGACUGGGAUAUGGGUGAGCUACAAGGACGGCGUCUAUGACAUCACGGACUUCGUCCAGAACCAUCCUGGUGGCAAAGACAAGAUCAUGCUCGCUGCGGGCAAAGCCAUCGACCCCUUCUGGCGUAUCUACCAGCAGCACACAGGAAGAGGCAACGCGCUGGAGCUGCUAGAGAGUAUGAGGAUCGGGGACCUCUCGGAUCCUCCAGACACGACGAGGACAGCCUCCGAUCCCUACGACAGUGAUCCAGAGCGUCAUCCUGGCCUCAUCUUCCACAACAACAAGCCCUGCAAUGCAGAGCUGCCUUCGGAGUUGAUGAUGGACUCCUGGUUGACGCCCAACCCGGUGUGGUUCAUCCGCCACCAUCACCCAGUGCCAGAGGUGAACCCGGAAGACUACAGACUUUGCAUAGAAGGCGUUGGCACGAAGGCCGUGACUUUGUGCCUGGAGGAUUUGAAGAAGCGGUUCCUGAAGCGCGAGGUGGUGGCAACUCUUCAGUGCGGAGGGAACCGGAGAUCUGAACUGGAUCAGAUUCAGAAAACCUCUGGCAUUCCUUGGGGCUUUGGGGCCAUGUCGACAGCGCGGUGGGGCGGUGUCUACCUGCGGGAGGUGUUGCAGCAUUGUGCUGGUCUCAGCCAUGAGAACGUCGAGGCUUUCGAUGUGAAGCACGUGAUUUUCAAGGGUAUGGAUGGCAUGGAGGCAUCCAUUCCGAUCGAGAAAGCCCUGAGUCCUUACGGCGACGUCCUCUUGGCCUACGAGAUGAAUGGAGAAGCCCUGCCAAACGAGCACGGAGCGCCCGUCCGCGUCAUUGUGCCGGGCGUGGUCGGUGUGCGGAAUGUGAAAUGGGUUGGCCGCGUGGUGGCUUCCACGGAGGAGGCCGAAGGGCCCUGGCAACGAGGCCUCGCCUACAAGGGUUUCUCGCCGAUGGUCAAGGAGCUGCAGGGCAUUGACGUGGAGAAGAUCCCUUCGAUGCACGAGUUGCCUGUGCAGUCUGCCAUCGUCAGCCCGAAACCUGGCAGUGUCACGGAGCUCGACGACCUGGAGGUCAAGGGCUUCGCUUGGAGCGGUGGAGGUCGCGGCAUCGUGCGCGUGGACGUGUCAAUCGACGAGGGGAAGACCUGGAUCACAGCAGAGCUUUCCGAUGGCAAGGACCAAUGCUAUAAUCGUGCAUGGGCCUGGACUUUCUGGGAGGCUUCAGUUCCCGUUCCUGCGGAGCUGCAGGGCAAGGAAUUCACGGUCCUCUGCCGUGCUGUAGAUUCUGCCUACAGUACGCAGCCAGAGCGGCCAGAACCCUUGUGGAAUCUGCGUGGCUUGAACUGCAACUGCUGGCAUAGAGUGCCGAUCCGACACGAGGAGUAG
This is a messenger RNA of Symbiodinium necroappetens, 2358 nucleotides long. Lineage: Eukaryota; Dinophyceae; Suessiales; Symbiodiniaceae. The record is from the annotation of a GenBank genome assembly.